AUGGCCAUGUCGACUGAAUCCAUCGCCAAUGAUAUUGAGCGUGCAGGUCUCGACAAGCAUGGCUAUCUAUUCGGCCAAAAACUCACACAUUCGCUGUCUCCCUUCCUUCAUCAAGUCAUCUACGACCAUCUGAAUCUCCGCUGGAGCCAAGUUCGUCUCGAUUCAGCAGACCUACGACUCUUUUUAGAUCUGGUGCAGCAUCCAUCAUGCUACGGUGCAUCAGUUACAAUGCCAAACAAAGUGGCCAUUAUUCCUCAUCUUGAUGAAAUGACCGACGAAUGUCGCGACGUGGGAGCCUGCAACACAGUCUUCUUCAAAGAGAGGGAUGGCCAGCGAAUCUUGUGUGGUACAAACACCGAUGUCAUUGGUAUCCGCGACUCUUUUUUCUACAAUGUCAAGGAUCCGGCCUUCACAUACCACAACCGGCCAGCUCUCGUCAUUGGCGGAGGAGGUGCCGCACGAAGCGCCAUCUAUGCCCUACGAAAGUGGAUGAACGUCAAAGAAAUAUACCUCGUAAACCGCGAUGCUUCCGAAGUCGAGGCCGUCAUCCGGGACUGCACAUCACGAGGCUACGGUGAAGGUCUCUUACACAUUGCCACCGCAGAGCAGGCGAGAAAUGUUGAAGGCCCUGGUGCCAUUGUUGCAUGCGUGCCGGACUUUACACCGCAAACAAGCGACGAGAAACUUGCAAGACAAAUCACGGAGAUUUUGUUAGAUAAGAAGCACAAGGGUGCAAUGCUUGAAAUGUGCUAUAAUCCAACGCCAUUUACAGCGUUGGGCAUGCUGGCCGAGAAGAAAGGCUGGAAUGUUAUUCUGGGAACGGAGGCGCUUAUAUGGCAAGGCUUGGAGCAAGAUACAUAUUGGACUGGAAACACGAUUGAUGGAUUGCCGGCCGAGAAAGUAAAAGCUGCCAUUGCGGCGAAUGUAGCUCAGAGAUCACAGUCAAAAUUGUAA
Trichoderma harzianum CBS 226.95 is the source of this 954-nucleotide messenger RNA. RefSeq lists its product as hypothetical. The transcript has 2 exons. NCBI's taxonomy places the organism in Eukaryota, Fungi, Ascomycota, Sordariomycetes, Hypocreales, Hypocreaceae. The coding region runs from base 1 to 954 and encodes 317 amino acids. Gene Ontology annotation, molecular function: shikimate 3-dehydrogenase (NADP+) activity. Gene Ontology annotation, biological process: shikimate metabolic process; chorismate biosynthetic process. The record is from RefSeq and is a predicted model, not a curated record.